AUGAACUCAUCAGAUUUUAUGGAUUUCAAUUUUCAACUCAGCUUUGGAAAAAAUGUUGGCAACCAGAUCGAAGAAUCUAAAAAAAAAAAAGAAGAUAAUAAGGUUUUAGAGCAAAAAUUGACAAAAAUAAAAGUGUUUAAUAAAGAGAAGAAAAUUUAUAUUGAAAAAAAAGAUAGCAAGCGAAGGAAAUGCUCUGGUUGUUUUAAGCUGUCAAGCAUUGAAGAUGCUAUGCUGAAAGCAUUGAUUAAAUUAUAA
Molecule: messenger RNA, 255 nt
Organism: Blepharisma stoltei
Lineage: Eukaryota; Ciliophora; Heterotrichea; Heterotrichida; Blepharismidae
Source: the annotation of a GenBank genome assembly